Molecule: messenger RNA, 1770 nt
Organism: Leptonychotes weddellii (Weddell seal)
Lineage: Eukaryota; Metazoa; Chordata; Mammalia; Carnivora; Phocidae
Source: RefSeq, a predicted model, not a curated record
AUGGAGGAGGGAGGGUGCACGUGAGGGUUAAUCUGUGUUGGGAUGCACCUGACGCCCUGGCUCACCUGAGGCGGGCAGGUACCUGGCGAGCUCACUCACGGGCUCACCUGACGGGAGGCACCUGCACGCUGGCUGCUCGCUGGCAGGAGGCGCUCCUGGACUUGAGGAAAAGGCUGAUGAAGUUCUGCCUGGUCUGCCGCGUGUACCUGAACCACCAGAGCAAGGUGCUGAGUGAGAAGGUGCGUGAGUCCCUCUCUGUGCUCACCGGGUGCCCCCAGGGCUGGCCGAGCAAGAGGAGGGGCGUUAGAGACGCCCAUGCACGUGUGCCUGUGAUGAUCAGGGCACUUGGCGUUUCAUGUGAUGCUGUUUUCUCCUCUCAGUGUGUCUCAUAGGGUGACAUUUGUCCUCGAGCGGUGUAGAGUCGUGGGAGCAUCUCAUUUAUAUGAACUGGUUUGCAUGCCUUUGCACGCCCCGAUUUAUGGGAACCCGUGUGCAUACCUCCCCCCCGUUGACGGGAGCCCAGAGCCCGCGCGCACGCCCCCGUUGACGGGAGCGCAGAGCCUGCGUGCACGCCCCCGUUGACGGGAGCCCGGAGUCGCGCUCAUGGCCCCGGUUUACGGGAGCCCAUGUGCACAGCCCGUUUAUACCAGCCUGGCGGGAGCUCCUGUCAUCGGAUACCACUGCUCUGGUGGUGGACACGCUUGGUGUUAAUUCCUGCCCACCGUGUCUCUGGUGGUUGCGGUACACGAAAUCUUCAGGGCCAUCUCCUGUCUCCGGGGAAGCCGUUCUAAAGGCUUCACGAUGCCGGACCCAGCCCCCCUGCUUCCUGCCACCUUACGGGCUCAGUUGCCCACCUGCUUUUUUCCGACGCGGGUGUGAGUUUUAAAAAGAUCCUCUCCCGUUGUCUUAGAUAAAACCCACCUCCCGUUUGACCAUUGAUGGCUGAGGAGGUUGAGCGUGUGUCUCCUUUCCCAGCCACUGACUUCUGUCCUGUGACCCUGCCCCUGCCCCCCUCAGUCACAAGUAUGUGUCCAUGGUUUCCUGUCCAUGGGGCUUUGGCCAUGGCCUUGGCCGCACCGCUCUCCUGCCUGGAUGUUGGGGACAUUCCCGUUCACUGUGCCUUCAUCCUGCUCUGCGACCUGCUGCUCAUCCUGAGCCACCAGGGCCCUGAGGAGGACAAGGGCCUGGGGCUACUGUUCUUCGUCCCCGAUCACGUCCUGCAGUGCAAGCUGCUCACCUUUGUCAGGGAGCACGUGUUCCUGGAGGACACAGGAGCCGCAGGUCCCAGCAGAGUUUACAAGGAGGAGGAUGCGGACGAGCUGCAUGAGCUGUUCCACAGGAGAAACAUGCUGGCCGUGUUCUGUAAGCUCAUCGUCUGCAACGUGCUGGAGAUGAGCGCGGCCGCCGACAUCUACCAGUUCUACCUGAAGCACUACCAUCACUUUGGCGACAUCAUCAAGGAGACCAUGACGAGGACGAGGCAGAACGACAGGCUCCGCAAUGCGCUGUCCCUGCUUCUGUGUCUGCAGCAGCUGUUCCAGAAGCACGUGGACACGUAUGGCCUUGGCUAUGACCCCAUUGAGUUCAUCUGCGGCCCCUUCUACUCCAUCCGGCUGCUGGCCCGACGCUUUGCGCUCACCCUCGGCUUUGACCGCACCCCAGACGCUGCCCACCUGAUCCACAGGUGCGUGCUGGGACGGGGUGCUCUCUGACAAUGCCGCCUUCUGUGCCCCACCCCUGGUCGGAGCCCUGCCUGGCGCCGUGCUCCCC